This is a messenger RNA of Lachancea thermotolerans CBS 6340, 513 nucleotides long. Its product is annotated as CybS family protein. The record is from RefSeq and is a predicted model, not a curated record. Gene Ontology annotation, biological process: mitochondrial electron transport, succinate to ubiquinone; tricarboxylic acid cycle. Gene Ontology annotation, molecular function: ubiquinone binding; heme binding. NCBI's taxonomy places the organism in Eukaryota, Fungi, Ascomycota, Saccharomycetes, Saccharomycetales, Saccharomycetaceae. Gene Ontology annotation, cellular component: membrane; mitochondrial envelope. The transcript has a single exon. Bases 1 to 513 code for a protein of 170 amino acids.
AUGUUUUCCAGAGGUUUAAUGGCGAGGAGUGCGGCCAUGAGUGCGGCCAUGAGAGCGCUGCACAGCACCAGCAAGAGGUCGCUAACCAUUCCUUUCUUGCCAACGUUGCCCCCAACCCCAGGCGGAGUCAAGGGCGAUGUGAACGAUCCAACUUACACGCCGCCCCCUGACAAGCUACACGGGUCUAUGCACUGGGACUUUGAGCGUUUCACAGCAGUGGCGCUAGUCCCGCUUGUGGGAAGCGGGCUGGCCUGCGGCGCGGGCCUGAGCGUGGUUGCCGACUCGCUGCUGUGCUCGGUGCUGCUUGCGCACGGCUACGUGGGCUUCCAGUCGUGUAUCAUCGACUACAUCCCCAAGCGUGUGUACGGCAAGAACCACAACUAUGCAAUGUACCUGUUGACGCUGGGGUCGCUAGUUGGCGGCUUCGGGAUCUACAAACUCGAGACCGAGGAGAACGGUAUCACCGGCCUUGUCAAGGCACUGUGGAACGCGGGGAAGGAGGACAAGGAAUGA